Temnothorax curvispinosus is the source of this 1956-nucleotide messenger RNA. Its product is annotated as pre-piRNA 3'-exonuclease trimmer-like. Lineage: Eukaryota; Metazoa; Arthropoda; Insecta; Hymenoptera; Formicidae. The record is from RefSeq and is a predicted model, not a curated record. The transcript has 12 exons. Gene Ontology annotation, cellular component: endoplasmic reticulum; cytoplasm. Gene Ontology annotation, biological process: nuclear-transcribed mRNA poly(A) tail shortening. Gene Ontology annotation, molecular function: poly(A)-specific ribonuclease activity; RNA binding. The coding region runs from base 18 to 1763 and encodes 581 amino acids.
UACCAUGAGAGAACGUGAUGGCGAUACCGCCGCGAACAGCUGGGACCUUCCUACUUGCGUUGCGCAGUAGACCGGUCUUGCAUGAGGUCGUCCAGCAAUUUAAGGUUAUUACGCACGUACGAAAAAAAAAUAAUAUUAUGAUUGAAGUCACGAAUCAUAAUUUCAACAAGGUGUAUCCACACCUGGAGCACACGUUGAAAAAUGCAAGUUUUAUAGCGAUUGAUGGGGAAUUCACAGGUAUAGAAGGCGAUGAUGCAAAAAAUAGCUUGUUCGAUUCCGUACACGAGCGCUAUGAGAACAACAGGAGGCACAUUCAGCCGUACAUAAUAAUUCAAUUCGGUAUCUCGGCGUUUCGACGAGUUCACGAUGAGACCAAGUACACUGCGGAGACCUUCAAUUUCUUUCUGCUGCCUAGGUCCAUUCCGUCAAAGAACAGACAAUUUCUGUCGCAGGCUACAGCGUUAGAGUUCCUGACCAUGUAUAGAUUCGACUUCAACAAACUUGUCUAUGAAGGUAUUUCAUACCUGGAUGAAAUCGACGAGGCAAUCUUACAGCAGCAGCUACAAGAGAACACGUUGUUCGACAAUGUGGAGCAGUCUCUCUCUUACGGAGAGGAAAAGGAUUUUAAAGAUGUAAUUGUUCAAAUAUAUGAAUGGCUGAAAACAGCUGGUGAAACAGACUCUUUUAAAAUUGAGUCCCCUACUCCAACUUUACAGUAUUAUAUGCAUAAAGAAUUGAGGAGACGUUUCCCAAAUGUUUGGACCUACUCGGGGAACAAUAUGGUAAAUGUGAUUAAAGUGCCACCAGACUCAAGAAGAAUUUUGGAAGAGGAAGAAGGCUCUAUAUUAGAAAAUGUAUUGCUCGAGUCAUACAUAGGUUUUUCAAAAGUGUUCAAGCUCUUGGUUAGUCUGAAAAAACCUAUAAUUGGACAUAAUUCUUUUUUAGAUUUUAUGUUUAUGCAUCAACAAUUUUACAAGCCAUUACCACGAAAAUAUACUGAUUUCAAGAAUAAUAUACAUAAACUAUUUCCAACAAUUUACGACACAAAAUUUUUAAGCUUUGAACUGAGAGAGAUUCUCCAAACAGAAGAAAGAUGGAAACUUAAUACUCUAAGUGCUUUAGUCAAUUAUUUUACAGACGAGCGAGGAAAACGUGUAGCGUUAGGAUCGCCUAUUAUUCAGCUCAUAAAUUCAGACGAAUUAGAUGAUAUUAUGUCUUCUAACAAUAAUAGAUAUCACACCGCAGGAUGGGAUGCUUAUUUUGCCGGUUACAUAUUUAUUAGAUUGGCUCAUAUAUUUGUUACAAAACAAUAUGGACAAAGUUUAAGUUCAAAGCAGUUUACGCAUACAGAACUGAUGAAUGGCGUAAAAAGAUAUGCAAAUUGUGUAAAUAUUAUACGCGGCCAUACGUCAUACUUGAGAUUUGACGGACCUGAACCGAAAUCGACUCGACCAAAAUGGCUUUAUGUGAAAACGUUAGAAUCGAAACCGAUAACCGCCUCACAGAUAGCUGAAAAAAUGUCACAGUUUGGCGCCGUUGACGUAAAACAAUAUGCACCGAAGCGCCUGUUAGUUGCAGUAGCAAAUCACGGAAGCGCACGGGACAUAUUGAUGCACUUCAAGCAAAACAAGGAGCUGUACGUGGCACCUUACAAUCCGAUACGGCAUUCACCCUCGGUUCAACUUGUCCUAUGGAGCAGUAUAGUCGUUUCCGGCGGGAUUUUCGCGUGGGUGAUGCAUCAGAAGUUACAGAGAAGUUCUUAAACAGACUGUAAAUAUCUUUAAGAUAUAGCAAAAAAUCUAAAGUUUUUAUGCAUUAUAAGAAUGUAUUAACCAUCGAAUACAUUAAGUUUAAAAAAUAUUAAGUUUUUAAAAAGAUAAGAUUUUAAGUAUAUGACGUGAAUGAGAUAUAUUUUUUAAAUAAUAUAAAAGAUUAAAUAUUGCAACUUGUAACUAU